CAUCGCCAUCAUUUUGGGCACAUGGGCGUAAUAAUUUAUGCGUCUUGAAAAUGUGCAUUAGAAGUAAGUGUAAUUAAAAAUGCAGUCUUCUAAGACAAUUGAACGCAAUACAUCUCUGAAGCUCCCCAAACUGUAUACCUGUGCAGCCCGUAUACUGAAGGGCAUUCGUGAAAAUGGGGGAACCAUCGGAAAGCUAAUAACGGAAGCUAAGCAUCCGCGCAAGACAUGCCUCAGUGCUUUGGUGAGGCAGGCAAUAAAACACAAGGCACCUUUACUUGCUGCAUUGGAUAAGGCUCAAAUUAGAGACAAGAACCCAUCAAUUGUGGAAGAUUUAGCUAUUGUCCUUGCCUGCGAGCUGUUGUUGGGGCACAAGAAAGCUUUGACUCCCGGCAACCAAAAGAUAAACACCAUCCUUGAAUCUGAGGCCGUGUUGCGUGACGCCUACGAAGAGGCGCUGCACAAUCACGGUGAAGUUAAACAAGCAAAGUUCUCCCCCAGAUAUGUACGAGUAAAUACCAUGAAUGGUAAAGAUGUGGCUGCUGUGAUUGCUGAAAUUGAAUCACUUGGUUUCAAACGGAUCAAACUAACUACGAUUGAGAAGAGUGAUUUUAAAAAGUGGAAGAAAGCAGUAAAACACUUGACCGAAGAGCAGUUUUUGGUCGAUUUUCAUGUACCCGACAUGCUGGUGUUUCAUCCAGCAGCAAAACUCACUGGAACUCACCUCCAUGACAACUCUCACAUUGUGCUGCAUGACAAGUGCUCGGCAAUGGCAGCAAUAGCCCUGAAUCCUCACCAGGGCAGUGUAGUGUUGGAUGCAUGUGCAGCACCAGGUAUUAAGACUACAUAUCUGGCAUCUCUUAUGGCAAAGGAUGGUUGGAUUUGGGCAGUGGACAGAAGUAAAGAGAGGUGUGAAAGUCUCAAAUGGAUCUUGCAGUCAACAGGGGCUGACAGCUGUGUAAAAGUGCUUGAGCGUGAUUUCCGCAGAAUGAAUCCUAAUUCUGAGGAGGGUUUCACAAAUGCUGAGUACAUUCUACUAGAUCCUUCGUGUUCUGGCAGCGGCAUGACCAGCCGCAUCGAGCUAAACCCACACAAUUCCGGUGCGUUGGAAGCUCGCCUCAGAAGUCUUCACAACAUGCAGGUCAUGCUGCUGAAACAUGCCAUGCACUUUCCAUGUGUGAAGCGUAUUGUGUAUUCAACUUGUUCUGUGUACCCUGAAGAAAACGAGGAAGUGAUUGCAGAAGCCAUUGAUUUUCCACAUUCCAACUUUCAACUAGUUGAAGCUCUUCCUGAAUGGCCUCUACGAGGCCUUGAAGAGUAUCCCUUUGCCAGUAAGUGUGUACGUAUGACACGCAAGAAGACCCUGACAUCUGGAUUCUUCCUGGCUGUGUUUGAACGUGUUGAGACAAAGAAAACAAUGCCUCGAAAUGAAAACAAGCUUGGAAAGAAAAGGAAACAACAUCUUGACCAGGGUGACACUGCAGUUUACAAGAAAAUGAAAAGGAAGAUGGGUGCAGAAAAUGCAGGUACCUCCUCAUGGAGUAAAUGAGUUAAAAAAGGUUUACUCCAAGCAGUCCUCUUGCAAAGGAAGGAGAGAGAUGCACAAAAUAUGGCUCUGUAAUGCGGUUGCAAAAAAAGCUGUGCAGCCCCGCAUAGUAACAAAGGAACCAACAGUAAAUAGUGGCACGCUACAGAUGAAAGGAUAUGUAUCUGACAAUAAUUUGAAGCAGCCUGUUUCCAAAAGUGCCUUCAAUUACCUUUGUGCUUCAUCAGUGCCUCGAGCACAUCGUGUGGACAUGAGGCUUUAAUAUCGCAAUUGCAAUGUGCUCCCUAAAGUCAAUAAUUAAAAAGUUGAGUAAAAUAUCUGUUAAUUACCGUAAUUUCACGCGUAUAAGCCGCACCGCAGAUAAGCCGCAGGACGCAUUCUUUGGGACGUUUUGAAAAUUUUCUGGCAGAUAAGCCGCACCCGCAGAUAAGCCGCGGGCAAUACGAGACGACUGAUUUGUGCGACAAAGGAUGACCAUAGAGAAGGCCAUAAACCCUGUGGUCCAUACUCCGGGAUCGGCACAGUGUAGAACAGAGGAGGUCAGUUCUGGAGUUCUACCAAGAUCGGAUUGUGCCCUUGUCGGGUGUUUUUCGUGGACUGAUGGGUCAGUGAUCUUCCAAAAGACGUGAAUCACUGUCACCACUUUCCUUAAAGCUGCUUGGGGGAAUGCACCAGGAAGAUCAAUCUACUUGAAUGUGGACCCGUCCCUGUUACGCACUGUUCGUGCAUCGGCAGGGCAGUGCUGUUCCAGAGACACUGCCGGCCCUUUCGUUAAAAUCAGCGUAUGGGGAAAAUACCAGGAAAAAAUAGUCAUCAGAUAAGCCGCACUGGUGGAUAAGCCGCAGGGCGCCCGUGAGAAAAAAAAAUCGCGCAUAAGCCGCGGCUAAUACGCGUGAAAAUACGGUAACCCCUAAAUUAGAAAAAAAUACGGUUUCGUAGUAACAGCCCCCGUCGAGUAAUCCAAUGACGAAAGUAAAAGCGUCCUAAGGCAAUUCCCCAUAUGGUCAACUGAAGUAGAUCAACACAAAAAGAGAAUGGUAUGGAGGAGGUGUUGAGUGGACAUCCUUUAGUAAUGCCUGCUGUAGUAGUGCUGGAAAGCCUCUUAAGCUCCUUCAGUUUGUGAUCAUUUUGUGUGAGUGGAAUCAUGUACUUGUCAUAUUGGAACCUACACAGGAUAUAAAACUACUUUCCUUGUGUACACUUUUGGUAUGUUGACAGUGAUCUGUGUGACAGCAUUCAGGCUUUACAGACAAGAAGCAAUUGCCCCACAGAAAAUCACACAUUUCAAAACUGAUGCUGUUAUGACAUCAUAGUCGGCCUCACUCGCUAUAUGACAACCCAGUUGAAAGGGGAGGCUGGUGCUGUCUGUCAUUGCUGUAGGGUCUGUCAUGUUCAAAAUAUGUGACAAAAAAGAAAAAUUUCACAGGUUACAUUGGCAAUUUGUUCUAGGUAUGCAUCUCUUAUUUAUUUCCACCAGAAAUAAAAUGUCACAAUCAU
This is a messenger RNA of Ornithodoros turicata, 3040 nucleotides long. RefSeq names its product 28S rRNA (cytosine-C(5))-methyltransferase-like (gene Nsun5). NCBI's taxonomy places the organism in Eukaryota, Metazoa, Arthropoda, Arachnida, Ixodida, Argasidae. The transcript has 7 exons. Gene Ontology annotation, cellular component: nucleolus. The record is from RefSeq and is a predicted model, not a curated record. The coding region runs from base 80 to 1546 and encodes 488 amino acids. Gene Ontology annotation, biological process: rRNA base methylation. Gene Ontology annotation, molecular function: RNA methyltransferase activity.